AUUUUUACUCAUUCUAUAUGCAGUCCAGGACAGGAUAUAACAUAUCCGCAGUCUACUCAGUGAAGUUUGCUUUUAGUUGCGUCCACAAUAAACGGUGAUUGUAAAAGAAUACCACAACUUGGAUCUUUGUUCUACAAUGUGGCGAUCCACAAGCGAAAGUGGAUUUUACGCAGGAAAAUUAGACGGGGGCAAGGUGCAGAAAGUAGCGUAAAGUGGAUACCCAAACUGGUGGACCUAAACAACACUUCAGUUAUUACUUGGAACAGGAAUUUACCGUUGCAUCUGUUAUCAACAUAGAGUUAUAUAUAUUCAUUACAGCUCUUUACUUUGUUGGGGAUUGAAAAAAUGUAAAUGACCAUAGAUGUGUGUCAAUUGAGAGCAGAAAGUCUGACACUGUUCUCUUGGUACGUUGUUGGAGCGCUCCUGUAGAUAAUCAGGACUGUCCAACUUGCCAAGAUGCUUUAUUUGUCUCUCUUUUGGAUAUUGCCAAUUGUCACAGUAUUCAUUUUCAAACUUCUGACAGGUGUGCACUGCCAGGAGCUGUCCAAGGACUCCAAGAGCCAAGCUCCCUUCCCUGUCUACCCCUCAGUUGGCUACCAGAUCCUCAACGCAGACCACCUGCUGUUGAGGGACUACAGCCAGGAGCUGCUGGGGAACUCCAGCCUGCAAGCCCAGAGGCAGGCCUUCCUCAUUACCAACUCCGGGGCGGGCCGCCUGCAGCCGGCCGUCAAUGUCACCUUCGGCUCCCUGUCUGUGGAGAGACCCAUCGGCCCAGAGCUGCUCCUUGGCAGUCGCAGGAUCCUCCCUGUCAUCCUGGCACGCCAGGUCCUCUCCUCUGCCCCCAUUAUCAGGAUCCUCUUUCACAUGCCCAGUAUGGCCAAUGGAGGUGACGCUGGCGGGGGCAGGGCUGGGGAGGGGGUGGAGGUGGGUAGUGGUGGGAGGAAGGGAACGGAGGAGGGGGCCCACUGUGUGACGGCGUAUGCCUUCUGUGAGACGCAGGAGGUGCGGGGGGCAUGCCUGCUGUCCCCAGGGGGUUUCUGUGUUGCCCAGUUGAAGCCCGACCCGGCCUGGUUCAGCCCCACCAGCCGCUCCUCCAGCUCCGACAGCAGGGAUAGACAGGGAGAGGUGCAGGGUAUUCCCGUGGAGAUCUACUUCCAGAGCCGACGGGACUGGACAGGCCAGUGUGUUCCCCAGGACAGCCUGCAGCAUGCGGGGGUGGGGAGGGGUGGCCCAGUGGGGUCUGGUAUACCCAUGAGGAGGGUAGGGAGUGUCAACAUCCUAAAGGCACCACCUGAAAGCCCUACGUUCCUGCGUCUGAGGUUAGGGGGAGCCGUGGUGGUCCAGACCUCAUCCAAACCACUGAGGACCACCGACAUGGCCACCUUCUAUGUGUUCCUGUCCAGUGUGUCUGCUGUGGAGAGCUUCACUCUUAGAGCCACAGUGAGGAAGGGCAUGUCGUUCAGUACAGCGAGGCCCAGUGACUCAGCCUUAUGGGACAUCGCCCUGGAGCCUGGCAGAAGGGGCGCAAAUACCAUCUCUGUCGUGUGUCAGAGGAAGACCACCAAUCCCGGGAAAAGGGGUCUGUUGGAGGUCUUGCAGCUUGACUUUGAGACCAAGGAGUUGACUGAGCAACAAUUGGAGAGCCAGAUGAUCACAUGGCAUUUGGAAACAGGACACAUUAAGGAUGUUGGCAUCAUGAAGAUCUAUACCACCCAGAGAGACUACGUAGGCCUGACACCACUGGUCAUGGACAGUGAUGUGAUGAACACAGCUGUUCUGACUGGUAAGAAAGUGUCUGCCCCAGUCAGGACUCUGGCUGUGGAGGCUGACGGCACUGUCACCGAUGUCACCAACUAUACCAACUGUAGGUCCACUGACGAGAACGUGCUGAAGGUGUCGGAUCGUUGUGACUAUGUGUUUGUUAAUGGGAAGGAGACGAGGGGGAGGAUGAGGAUGGUGCUCAACUUCACCUACAGCUACCUGAGUGCCCAACUGGAGAUGAGUGUGUGGAUGCCCCGCCUCCCCCUGCUUAUCGACAUAGCCAACCCCGAACUCAGCCAGAUCAAGGGCUGGAGAGUCCCCGUGGCCGCCGGCACCAAGAGGACCAGCUGGGACAGUGAGGAAGAGGAGGAGAUAAGGAAGAGCAGAGGCUGCAUGCUACAGUACCAACACACCGUGGUCAGGGUGCUCACACCCUUUGUGGCCGAGCCGUCGGACCGAUCUCCAGACCCCAUGGUAGGGGGAUUGGGGGGGUCUCUGGAGACUUUCCUGGGGCCAGACUGGCAGGUGGAUGUCACCAGGCUGGUGCGCUACUCUCUCAGGGUGGGAGACCAAUCUAUAGCCAGACUACAUGCUGGGACAGUACUGCAGGGACGCGCUGCAGGGACCACCACUCUACAGGUGAUGUCUCCUCUGUCUGACUCGAUCCUGGCUGAGCGGAUGGUCAGGGUUCUGGAAGACAAAGUGAGUGUGACAGAGCUGGGAGUGCAGCUGGUCUCUGGCCUCUCUCUGUCCCUCCAACUCAGCCCAGGGAGAAACAUGGCCAUCAUUGCCACGGCUACAAUACAGGAAGUCAUGCAGAGACCCAAACAGGAGGCAAUUGUCAGCUGCUGGAUCCAGUUCAGUGACGGCUCAGUGACCCCUCUGGACCUCUUUGACCGCAGCAUCUACUCCCUGACUGUGACCUCCGGGGACAAGAGUGUGGCGACCGUGCGCCGGACCCCCCAGUCAGCAUUUGUGGUGGCGGAGGGUGAGGGUCAGGGGGCGCUGGUGAAAGCUGAGCUGAGGAUCUGUGAGGAGUGCCAGAAGUCUAAGAGGAAGAGCAAGCUGGUGGUGGGCAAUGGGCUUCUUAGGGUCACUUUCCAGAAAGGCAGCAGGAUGGACGGAGGGGUCACUGGUGGUGCUACUGGCUAUGGCAGUGAAGGUUCAGAGUCAGAGGUAGAGCCUGAGCCAGUCGUGACAUCACCACGAGAACUCACGCCAGUUGUGACCUCACCACGGGCUCUGAUCGAGGGGGACGGAGACAGACGCUCGUUCAGGAGCACCGUGCCAGACUGCCAGGACAGCACUGUAACUGAUGUCACCACGUCAACAGCCAGGGAUCAGCAAGUUGCUGGAGGUGGCAUUUCUACCAUCAGAGAGGGCAUCAGCAGCACCACCACCAACACUGACAGUAGUACCACCACCAGGGAAAAACCUGGCACGGACAAACCUCAGGUGUCUGGCAGACCUGGCAGGGACAGAAGCCUGGGCAGAGGACAGGAGCUGAGGAGAGACUGGCGGAACGUGGUGGAAAACCCCAACCAGAAGAAAGAGAUGCCCAAAGCAGAGGCACCACCCCAGAAAGAGCAGCCCAAGCCGCCCCAGAUGGUGGAGAGUGACCUGGUGAAGACGUUCAAAGCCAUGUCAGACCUGGAGAUUGGCAUCUUCGCGCUGGUGGGAGUCUCUGUCCUUGCUAUCCUGGCCUUCCUGCUCAACUGCGCCUCCUAUAAUAUCUGCUUCCGGGUCAACAAGACCCCCGUCCAGGGCAACCCAGACCCCAACGGCCCCAAGGAGCACAGGCACGACUGGGUGUGGCUGGGGACCAGCACAGGGCCAGCGCCGGACAACCCACCCCUGGUCUCCACCAUCAAACGGGAGAACCACGGCUCUAUUGAGUCCCACUGCAGCCUGCAGAGACAAUGCUCCACAGAUAGCCACAGGGCUCUAGAGAGCAGCCUGAGUAUGAGUGCUAUCCCAGAGAGGACUGCCACCUUGGGUAGGAGGAGCAGCUCCCAGCAGGUUCCCACCCUGGACCCCAUGGCUCAGGGUUCAGCCACCCUCCUAGCCAAGCCAACCCGCAGCGAUCCACUCCACUCCCCCACCAGCAAGAGGAAUCAGGUCCAGUUCACCACCUUCACCACACUGGACGUUAAGCACUUGGCUGCCCUGAAGAGGAACGGAGUGGACUUUAACUGGGCCAGUCAGGCUGGGGGAGCUGGGGAGCCUAAGGGGCCUCUACCUGACAUGCUAUGGCCUGUAGUCACACCCCUGGGCCAACCACAGUGAUACUCCACAUGGGUGUGUGUGUGUGUGUGUGUGUGUGUGUGUGUGUGUGUGUGUGUGUGUGUGUGUGUGUGUGUGUGUGUGUGUCUGUGUUCUGAACCUGUUUAAGUGUUUAAAUGUGUACAACUUAGUGAGGAUACACUUUCUAGUAUACAUAGAGUAUACACAUAUUAAUAGGUGUAAGGUCUCUUCCUUUCCAUUAAGUCACACACAUGACCAAAUUACGAAAUUAAUGACCAGACCUCAUUAAUACAGGAUGGUGAAAAGUGUUGUAUGCUUAUAACUGUAAAUAAUGUACUGUAUAUUUCUACAGAUAGUUAGUUGUUUACACAUUUCUAACUGUUUAAAUACAUUUAAUUACUGUUUCAUUUCAUGUCACUUUUGAACAUUUGUAUGAGAAAAUGCAUCAUGAUAUAUUUGUAUGUGGUUAUACACUUUCCAUGCUUUGUAUGUGUCCUAAACAGAAUAGCUUAGAGUUUGUUCAAUUUGUCAGAGAAAAUGCAAUAUUUAUAAAAUAUAUUGGUGCUCUGACAAAUGGUGCUCUGUGUGUGCAAUACUAUUGCCUUUUUUAAGGCUGAAAAGGGAUGUUAAAUAUAGUGGA
Molecule: messenger RNA, 4645 nt
Organism: Oncorhynchus tshawytscha (Chinook salmon)
Lineage: Eukaryota; Metazoa; Chordata; Actinopteri; Salmoniformes; Salmonidae
Product: transmembrane protein 132D-like
Exons: 9
Coding region: 457-4047 (1196 amino acids)
Source: RefSeq, a predicted model, not a curated record